AUGGGUGCAAAUAUUGAUAGAUACCAUAAGGCAUGCGGUAGACCAACGUUGUAUGUUUGCGGGACAGACGAGUACGGUACUGCGACUGAGACCAAGGCCUUGGAAGAGGGUGUGACUCCCGAGGAACUUUGCCUGAAAUAUAAUAAGAUACAUCAGGAAGUCUACGAGUGGUUCAAUAUAGGAUUUGAUAUAUUUGGACGUACUCCUACAAAACCGCACACAGAAAUAUCCCAGGGUAUAUUCAAAAGGCUUCACGAAAACGGAUAUUUGGAGGAAAAGACAACAGAACAACCCUUUUGCGAGAAACACGAAUCCUUCCUCGCCGACCGCUUUGUCGAAGGUGAAUGUCCGCGUUGUCACUAUGACGAUGCUCGAGGAGACCAGUGUGAUAAAUGUCAGCACCUGCUUGACCCUUUCGACCUGAUCAAUCCCCGUUGCAAGGUGGAUGGCGCGACUCCAGUUCGUCGGCAAACAAAGCACAUUUUCCUCCUGCUAGACAAACUUCAACCUGAAAUUGAUCGUUGGGUCGGCCCAGCAAUUGAGAAAGGCGACUGGCCGAAGAACAGCCGCGUUAUUACUGAGUCAUGGUUGAAGGAGGGCCUUCAACCUCGUGGCAUCACUCGAGACCUAAAAUGGGGUGUCCCUGUCCCCUUGGAAGGAUAUGAGAAGAAAGUUCUUUACGUCUGGUUCGAGGCGUGUAUUGGAUACCCUUCAAUCACCGCCAACUAUACCCCCCAGUGGGAACAGUGGUGGAGGAACCCUGAGAAUGUUCAACUAUAUCAGUUCCUUGGGAAAGAUAACGUACCAUUCCAUGCAGUUAUCUUCCCUGGUUGCCAGCUAGGUACAAAAGACAAAUGGACGAUGCUACACCAUCUCAGUACGACUGAAUAUCUCAACUAUGAAGGAGGAAAAUUCAGCAAAUCCCGCGGAAUUGGUGUUUUCGGGAACAACGCAAAGGACACGGGAAUUUCAGCUGAUGUUUGGAGAUAUUACCUGCUAAAGAACCGUCCAGAGACUGGUGACACUCAAUUCGAAUGGAGGUCUUUUAUUGAUAGCAACAACGGGGAGCUACUCGCCAAACUUGGUAACCUUGUAAACCGGGUAAUCAAGCUGGUUGCUAGCCCAAAGGCCUAUAGUUCGGUUAUUCCAGAGUUCACCGUUACUGAACCAUUCUACCCUGUGUUAGAAGAAGUAACUGGUCUUCUCCGCCAAUAUAUAAACGACAUGGAAGGUGUCCAUCUGCGAGCUGGCAUCCUCACUGCCAUGAAAAUUGCCGAAGCUGGUAACGGUUUAAUCCAGGCUAAUAAGCUUGACAACUCACUGAUAGCAAACGAACCAGAGCGUGCAGCAGCGGUUGUUGGCAUUGUGGUGAACUUGAUCCAUCUCUGUUCGAGCGUCUUCUGCCCAUACCUCCCUGCCACUUCCGCUUCUAUUCUCGAACAAUUAGACGCUCCAGCUAGCCAGAUACCAAGCCUCGAUGAUAUCAAGGACGGAUGGAAACCCACCAAUAUCAAGCCGGGCCAUCGGGUUGGCAAGGCAAAAUACCUCUUUAGCAAUAUUGAUGUUAAAAAGGCAGAUGAGUGGAGAGAGCAGUUUGGCGGAUCCCAGGCUGAUCGUGUGAAAAAGGAAGAAGAGAAGGCGAAGCAGUUAGCGAAAAAGGCUGCAAAGUCUAAGAAAAAGCAGCAAAAGGCCCAACCGAACGAAGGGCCCAGUGACAGCAAAGUUUCUGUUGAGGCAUCAGCCAAGGAUGGUGGAUCAGAAACAGCAGUGGUUCAGACAGAUGGUAAGGCUGUUGAGGAGGUUACUGAUGGCGUUUCUCAAGUCACUCUACCCACGUCCUGA
This is a messenger RNA of Arthroderma uncinatum, 1842 nucleotides long. RefSeq names its product methionine-tRNA ligase. Gene Ontology annotation, cellular component: aminoacyl-tRNA synthetase multienzyme complex; cytosol. The transcript has a single exon. Bases 1 to 1842 code for a protein of 613 amino acids. NCBI's taxonomy places the organism in Eukaryota, Fungi, Ascomycota, Eurotiomycetes, Onygenales, Arthrodermataceae. Gene Ontology annotation, molecular function: ATP binding; methionine-tRNA ligase activity. Gene Ontology annotation, biological process: methionyl-tRNA aminoacylation. The record is from RefSeq and is a predicted model, not a curated record.